UAAGGAAGGAAAUUAUGGUGUGAGGGGAAAAGGAGAAAAGGUUUUGUUAGGUCAGGGAAAGAGAGAAGCUUCAUCUCCACAUGAAUGUUUUUUAUUUUUGAAGAGCAGAAGCUCUUUUGUUUACGGACAAAACAAAUUCAUGAUGGGAUGGACGAGUACUAGUUUGUUUGGUUUAAUGACGACUACGAUGAUGAUGAUGAUGAUGAUAAAGCUUGUUUAUGGAAAUCACCAUCAUCAUCAUCGUUAUUAUCAUGGUGACCAAAUACACAGACUACAAGAGUUAAAGGCGUCUUUAGUUCAUCGUAUGUCGGCUUCUCUUCCUGUUCCUGCACCCUACCCUCAGCCUCAGGGAGUAUCAAAGCCACGUGUAUACGAGGUAAUAAAGUACGGUGCAGAUCCGACAGGAAAAUCAGACAGUACAGAAGCACUGGAGAGAACUUUCGUAGAUGCAAUUGGAGGAUCCAGUAAAGGGUUUUUAAUGGAAGAAAUUGCCAAUCUAGGAGGCGCACAAAUUUAUCUCCAAGGUGGAAAUUAUCUCAUCACAAGGCCCCUCCGAUUUCCAGCAUCUGCAGUUGGCAAUCUUAUGAUCCAUGGAGGAACAAUAACAGCUUCAAAAGAUUUUCCAGCAGAUGCUUUUUUGAUUGACUUAUCAUCUCCUUCACCUGAAAACAGAGGCUACAAUUACGAAUUCAUAACUCUGAAAGAUUUGCUUCUGGAUUGUAACCACAGGGCAGGUGGAAUUUCAGUAAAAAAUUCACUGAGAAUCACCAUUGACAACUGCUACAUAACUCAUUUUACCAGCAAUGGCAUUCUGGUUCAAGGAGGUCACGAGACGUACAUCCGAAACUCUUUCCUCGGCCAACACAUCACUGCCGGCGCUGAUAAACGCGAGAGAAACUUCUCCGGCACCGCCAUCAGCUUGAUCGGAAACGACAAUGCGGUCACCGACGUUGUAAUCUUCUCCGCGGCGAAGGGGAUCUUGAUUGAAGGCCAAGCCAAUACAUUAUCCGGCGUUCACUGUUAUAACAAAGCAACUGGAUUUGGGGGAAUCGGAAUCCACGUGAAGCUUCCUGGAUUAACACAGACAAGAAUCGUGAAUUGUUAUUUGGAUUAUACGGGAAUUGUAGCAGAAGAUCCAGUUCAAUUACUCAUAUCAAACAGUUUUUUCCUGGGCGAUGCGUUUAUAGUUCUGAAAUCGGUAAAGGGAAUCGCGAGUGGAGUGAGCAUUGUUGAUAAUAUGUUUUCUGGAUCUAACAGAGGGAUUGACAUGGUUCAAUUGGAUGGAGCUUUUCAAGAAAUUGAUCAAGUGAUUGUUGAGAGAAACAGUGUUAGAGGAAUGAAUUUGAAAUCAACUGAGGCGAAAAGCUCUGUUCAAGGGAAUGGGAGUUCAUGGAUACUUGAUUUCAAUCAACUUCUUCUCUUCCCCAACAAGAUCCGCCAUGUUCAAUAUUCUUUCAGCACUGCGGGUAGUUUCUUCCCUAAUCAUGCUCUCCAGAACAUGUCAGAUAAUCGCGUCGUCAUUCAAUCUAACCUCCCAGUCUCUGCAACUGUUUUUGUCACCGUGAAUCAACAAUGACAUUUCUAUA
Molecule: messenger RNA, 1586 nt
Organism: Carica papaya (papaya)
Lineage: Eukaryota; Viridiplantae; Streptophyta; Magnoliopsida; Brassicales; Caricaceae
Product: polygalacturonase QRT3-like
Molecular function (GO): polygalacturonase activity
Source: RefSeq, a predicted model, not a curated record